Molecule: messenger RNA, 156 nt
Organism: Prorocentrum cordatum
Lineage: Eukaryota; Dinophyceae; Prorocentrales; Prorocentraceae
Source: the annotation of a GenBank genome assembly
AUGGGGGGGCUCCAGCGGGGCGGGGCGCGCCAGGCGCAGGGCCUGAAGGCCCAGCUCAGGGACGAGCAGCGCAAGAGCAAGCGCCUGGAGCAGGACGUGCAGAGGCUCACCUCGCGCCUCCAGGAGCGGGAGAUGCAGAAGCAGAACGUCGGCUCG